AUGAACUCAAACCAUCACCGGUCUCAAAUGAACUUUGAAACUACAGAUGCGAGGAGUCUUGUCUACUUCUUCCCACGGCCUCCGCGCAUUCCGCCUCCGGUUGCACUCCCCUCUCCGGUUGAAGUCCCCCCUCCUGCCCCUCCGACUAUCGUUUAUCCGCCUGAUCCUCAUGGUCCGACUCCGACUAUCGUUUAUCCGCCUGAUCCUCAUGGUCCGCCUCCGACUAUCGUUUAUCCGCCUGAUCCUCGUGGUCCGCCCGCUAUCGGAGUACCGGCUCCUUUUCCUCCCACCGUUGAUGAAGCUGAACCCGGCGUUGCCGUUAUUUUGUCCCGCGCCCGCAAUAACCGCCAUCUCGUCAUUCACGAUUAUACAGAUCUAAGUGAUUUAAUCAAGAAAGGCUCUGGUUCUAUUCAUUUUCUUGAAAAAGCUGUGGCCACUGUUUUUGUUUAUCACUACAACAAAUUUGAUCUAUGGAGGCGGUUCGACAAGUUAAACCAGAUUGACUCUGGAGGCGGUUAUGAUACCCCUAUGAACUACAACAAAAUGUAG
Messenger RNA from Mercurialis annua (annual mercury), 549 nucleotides. RefSeq lists its product as uncharacterized. The record is from RefSeq and is a predicted model, not a curated record. NCBI's taxonomy places the organism in Eukaryota, Viridiplantae, Streptophyta, Magnoliopsida, Malpighiales, Euphorbiaceae. The transcript is spliced from 3 exons. The coding region runs from base 1 to 549 and encodes 182 amino acids.